CUGGCCCCUCCCCAGGACUCGGUCUACGUCUUCCGGGAGGGGGCCCUGCCGCCCUAUCGACAGAUGUUCUACCAGUUGUGUGACCUGAACGUGGAAGAGCUGCAGAGGAUCGUCCACCGCAACGACGGGGCUGAGAGCUGCUGCACGGAGCGCGACGGCUGGUGCCUCCCCAAGACCAGCGACGACCUGCGGGACACCAUGUCCCUCAUGAUCCGGCAGACCAUCCGCUCCAAGCGGCCUGCUCUCUUCUCCAGCCCGACCAAGGCCGACGGCGGGAAAGAGCAGCUGGCGUACGAGUCCGGGGACGAGGAGGACGAGGAGGAGGAGGACGAGGAGGAGGAGGAGGAGGAGGAGGACUUCAAGCCGUCCGACGGCAGCGAGAACGAGAUGGAGACCGAGAUCCUGGACUACGUGUGACGUGGCCCCGCGGCCACGUGGCACCUCCUUGGUCAGGACGAGCCGUGGCUCCCCGGUGCUGCCCACGGCAACCAGAGCGGCUGAGGAGACCCCUCAGAGGAGAGCUGGGACCCCAGCACUGGGCGCAGGUGGCCCCGGCGCUGCCCGGCUGCUCUCUGGCCCAG
Suricata suricatta (meerkat) is the source of this 581-nucleotide messenger RNA. RefSeq names its product general transcription factor 3C polypeptide 5-like. Gene Ontology annotation, cellular component: transcription factor TFIIIC complex. Gene Ontology annotation, biological process: transcription initiation at RNA polymerase III promoter. The record is from RefSeq and is a predicted model, not a curated record. NCBI's taxonomy places the organism in Eukaryota, Metazoa, Chordata, Mammalia, Carnivora, Herpestidae. The transcript is spliced from 3 exons. The coding region runs from base 64 to 417 and encodes 117 amino acids.